Nerophis lumbriciformis (worm pipefish) is the source of this 642-nucleotide messenger RNA. Lineage: Eukaryota; Metazoa; Chordata; Actinopteri; Syngnathiformes; Syngnathidae. The record is from RefSeq and is a predicted model, not a curated record.
AUGGAGGCCAUCUGGCUCUAUCAGUUCCGCCUCAUCGUGAUCGGCGACUCCACCGUGGGCAAGUCCUGCCUGAUCCGCCGCUUCACCGAGGGCCGCUUCGCUCAGGUGUCGGACCCCACGGUGGGCGUGGACUUCUUCUCCCGACUGGUGGAGAUCGAGCCGGGCAAGCGGAUCAAGCUGCAGAUUUGGGACACCGCCGGCCAGGAGCGAUUCAGGUCCAUCACUCGGGCCUACUACCGCAACUCUGUGGGCGGGCUGCUCCUGUUCGACAUCACCAAUCGCCGCUCCUUCCAGAACGUUCACGAGUGGCUGGAGGAGGCCAGAAGUCACGUGCAACCGCACAGCAUCGUCUUCCUGCUGGUGGGGCACAAGUGUGAUUUGGAAGCGCAGCGGCAGGUGAGCCGGCAGGAGGCCGAACGACUGGCGGGCGUGUACGGCAUGCGCUACAUCGAGACGUCGGCGCGCGACGCCAUCAACGUGGAACGCGCCUUCACCGAGCUGACCAAAGACAUCUUCACACUGGUGCGCUCCGGCGAUAUCACCAUCCAGGAGGGCUGGGAGGGCGUCAAGAGCGGCUUCGUCCCCAACGUAGUCCACUCCUCCGAGGAGGUGACCAAGAGCGACCGCCGCUGCCUCUGUUGA